Brachypodium distachyon (stiff brome) is the source of this 1816-nucleotide messenger RNA. Its product is annotated as phosphatidylserine decarboxylase proenzyme 1, mitochondrial. The transcript is spliced from 13 exons. The record is from RefSeq and is a predicted model, not a curated record. Gene Ontology annotation, cellular component: mitochondrion. Gene Ontology annotation, biological process: phosphatidylethanolamine biosynthetic process. Gene Ontology annotation, molecular function: phosphatidylserine decarboxylase activity. Lineage: Eukaryota; Viridiplantae; Streptophyta; Magnoliopsida; Poales; Poaceae. The coding region runs from base 71 to 1537 and encodes 488 amino acids.
CCCUUCAUCCACCAACUCCGCAGCCCGCCAAGCUACCUAUCUGCUUGUUUUUCAUGUUCUCCGCGCUGUGAUGCUGCUACCAGCGACGCGUCCUAAGCAGCCCGAUUUUCUGCUGUUAUUCAUCAGAAGAAUCUACCUUUCCAGCUAUUCAAAAAGAAAACCCCUGCAUUUCUUCUCCUCCCCUUCUUCUUCUUCCUCUACACGAAAGAGAAGGAAAAAAAAAGGGGCAACUGCGCUCCUCCGCCUCUGCACGGAGAUGAGGAGGUUUAGGGUUCGUCCUCCAUGGCAGCUCCCGGCUGCCCUGCGCUUCCCUCCCUCCCGCCGCCUCCACGCCUCCUCCACCAACUCCGGCGACUCCGCCGCCCGCCAAGGCAAAUUCCUUUUACCUGGUGCUUCGGCAGCAGCUCUUCUCAUGCUUGGUGUUCUACAUGCUAAGCGUAUGUACGAUGACAAAAAGCUUGUCGAAAGGAAGGAGAAAGGAAUUGAGCCAGAAUUCUCGCCAGAUCUGAAGGCUUCAUUUUUUAGGCUUCUGCCAUUGCGUUCGAUGUCACGGUUAUGGGGAUCCUUGAUGGAAGUGGAAGUUCCAGUGUUCAUGCGUCCUGUUAUCUACAAAGCAUGGGCUCGAGCAUUUCACUCCAAUUUGCAAGAAUCUGCUCUGCCCCUAGAAGAAUAUCCUUCUUUACAGGCAUUCUUCAUCCGCAGUCUUAAAGAAGGAUCAAGGCCUAUUGAUCCAGAUCCAAACUGCCUGGUGAGUCCUGUCGAUGGUAAAGUUUUGCGGCUUGGGCAACUCAGGGGUCCAGGAACCAUGAUUGAACAAGUCAAAGGCUUUUCUUACCCUGUUUCUUCUCUUCUUGGUGCAAGUUCAUCGCUUCAUGAUACCACAGAAAAGGAUUUUUCUGAAGAGCAAACAGAAGAAAACGUGUCUGAGGGCUCAAAUGCGAAAUCGUGGUGGCGAGUAUCAGUGGCUUCACCUAAACUACGGGAUCGAACGCGACUGAGCCCAAAGAGAGGGAUCUUUUAUUGUGUCCUCUAUUUACACCCUGGUGAUUACCAUCGAGUUCACUCUCCUGUUGAUUGGAGUAUUUCCAAACGUCGGCAUUUCUCAGGCAAUCUUUUCCCGACAAAUGAGCGUGCUGUGAGGACUAUCAGAAACCUGUAUGUUGAGAAUGAAAGGGUUGUACUUGAAGGUCAAUGGAAAGAAGGUUUUGUUGCAGUUGCAGCAGUUGGUGCUACGAAUGUUGGAUCUAUCAAGCUAUUCAUCGAACCGGAGUUGAGAACAAACAGCAGUCCAGGGUCAAGGAUACUCCAGUCCCAGCCUCCCGAUGAGCGCUUUUAUGGACCUGAAGGCACUGGUGUGAUGGUUAAAAAGGGACAAGAGAUAGCAGGAUUCAACAUGGGGUCGACAGUGGUCCUCGUGUUCGAAGCACCGUUGUCCAAGAAGGCAAUGGAGGACGGCAUGCCCACGUCGGAUUUCGGUUUCUGCGUCAAGGCUGGCGAUAGGAUCAGGGUAGGAGAAGCCAUUGGGCGAUGGAGCUGAUCCUAGCAUAGCAUCGGUCUAGUUAGUUGCAUGGUAGGAUCGAGUAGCCCCUUGUUAUUGUUUCCAGUUUGGGCGUUUGCAACUCGUGUUGGGAGUGAUUUUUUUGGGUAUGGAAUGGAAUGGUGGUAGUUUAGAGAGCAGUAUGAUGAAGGUGAAGAAAAGAGAUGACAUGAUAUGAAUUCUGAGGAACAUUUUUCACCUGCACCCUUAGAUAGUUGGCAAAAUUUGUCCAGAACAUGAGACCUAUGCUAUCAAGUACCAACGCGUUAGCAUUUCUAA